UUGAAACCUCAAUUAAUAUACAACUAUAUUUUUUCUUUUUUUUUAGGAGUGAUUAGCGUAUUGGUUAUUUUGAUAUGCAUUGUUCUUUUAUUAAUCGCAAUAAAAACUGAAAAUGCAUAUCUGUUAAUACCGCAUCUUUUUGCACAGGUAUUCCUAAUCCUCUUCUCCCUUAUUGUCGUUUUAAUCGUCUUCUUGCUCAUUGUAUUCCGUUCAUGGAAUGGUAUCCGAAAUUUACUUGGAUAUGGCGACUAUAAAGUGAACAAUGAAUCGACGGAAAUGACUGGGUAUGCGCUGAUCCUCCUGCAUUUGUUGGUAGCAGCAUUGGAAGCAGUUUUUCUUUACAUCGUGUUUCGACUUUAUAGAUACCUACAAGAUUACGAAUUACUCAGAUAUCGACAUACCUAUUGGACAGACAGUGAUAUAUAUAAAACUCAUUGGCAAACACCGAUGAAAACUGCACCGUAUGGACGCGGUUCACCGGAAGCCGGUGAUGUAUAUCCGUAUGGACCAUAG
Enterobius vermicularis (human pinworm) is the source of this 513-nucleotide messenger RNA. NCBI's taxonomy places the organism in Eukaryota, Metazoa, Nematoda, Chromadorea, Rhabditida, Oxyuridae. The record is from the annotation of a GenBank genome assembly.